Molecule: messenger RNA, 201 nt
Organism: Purpureocillium lilacinum
Lineage: Eukaryota; Fungi; Ascomycota; Sordariomycetes; Hypocreales; Ophiocordycipitaceae
Source: RefSeq, a predicted model, not a curated record
AUGGCAUGCAUUGAGUUGGGCCGAGGUGAGGUUGAUGGUGAUGGAGGGCGUCAGUCUCGGGUCUUGUGCUGGAGGUUGGAACUCUGGAACAAGCGGGAGAAGGAGCUACCAAGCGAAGCUACCAGGCGACGAAAGCUCGCCAGGCGAGGCAAGCGCGCGUUGCGACGGGUGCUCCUUCCUUCCUUCCUGCCUUCCUUGUAA